Closterium sp. Yama58-4 is the source of this 2877-nucleotide messenger RNA. The record is from the annotation of a GenBank genome assembly. NCBI's taxonomy places the organism in Eukaryota, Viridiplantae, Streptophyta, Zygnematophyceae, Desmidiales, Closteriaceae.
AUGUCUGGGAUCGUCGGUGUCUUUGACCUAGACAGGAGCUCCACCUCCCAGGCAGAUUUCCAAGUAUCCACCGGAAAAGUUACCGUAACCAACCAUCUUCUUCCUCCUCUCCAUUCAAUCGCCGGUAACGUCGCAUCUGCGGAAAUAUCAGCCGAUCAGCAUCGACCAAGGAAAUCCAAUAUUCCCGAGUUGAAAACUACCGCCGUUCGCGAGUCGACUCUGGUUGUCAUGCCGGCAGGCCGUCACUUGAUAUGCCACGUGAACCACGCUCCUUGCAAGAAGCCCGACCGCAGUUGCAACAGUACCGAUGGCAACAGCAGCGGCGGCACCUCGUGCGACUCUCUCUGCCUUGGCGAAAUGGUGUGCGACUAUCUCGAGAACGAGUGCGACGCCUGCGAUCCGUGCGAUGCCUGUGACGUUGCGUGCGACGUUGACGUCGCCUGCGACAACACUACUAGUGAUGACGACCGCGGGUGUUGCGGGACCUGGCAGACAUGGAAAGCGGCAGCAGGAGCAGCAGGAGCAGCAGGAGCAGCAGGGGCAGCAGCACCAGCAGCUGUUGUGCCGAGACAGGUUUCAGAGUCUCUGUCGUUUGCAGCAUCAAACAGCCUCGAACGGCUCGUUUCAUUAGUUGAGACCCUCAGCUGCUGUGAGACGCCAGAGGAGUACGCAGUGCUUGAGAUCGUCUCUGCUGCCUUCAAGCACUCUGACACCACACCUCUUGACGUUAGCAUAAGAAGCAGCAGGAGCAUACGCAAUACGGUGGUACAGCAGCUGCAGGCGCGGGGGUACGAUGCUGCAGUGUGCCAUGCCCACUGGAAGUGCUUCAAAGGCUUUCCUCAUGGUUGCCAUGACUUCUGUGACGUCAUUCUUCAGCCAUCCACCCCCAACCGUCUGCCCACCCGUUUAAUAAUCGACCCCGAUUUCCGGGCACAGUUUCAAAUCGCCCAUCGCACACCGCACUACAACUACAUCCUCCAGCUGACCCCACUUUUUUUUGUGGGCUGCCCGGACCGGCUGCACCAGCUGGUGAAAGUUUUGUGCGAGGCGGUGUGGCUGUCGAUGCACGCACAGGGAUUGCAUGUGCCCCCGUGGCGCAGGCACCAAUACGUGGCUGCCAAGUGGACUGCUGCUUAUUCCCACCGCGUUGCCCGCACGACGCGCACGUACUCUAGCGAAGACGCGGAGCCGCAGGGAGAUAAGCAGGAGCUGAUCGUGUACUACUGCAAGCAAUGCGGCGCCCAUGUCCUUAUAACAGACAGUCAGCUGUCGGAGCUGCCGCGGCGCAGGACGGAUGGGGCGAUGGUGAUGGAGAAAGCGAAGCACCUCAUGCGCCUUAAUGUCGUGGAGACGGGCAAGCAGCUUCUCAAACGAGGGGAGGGCAAGGUGGAGAGGCAGUACCGCAUGGGGUGUGGCGAGUGCGGGGUGAUGGUGGCGUAUCGGAGCGAGGAGAGCAUGGAGGGCGCCAAGUUUGUCUACAUUCCUGCUGAUGCCCUUACUGAUGCCACUGCCGACACCAAGCCUAAGGAUGCGCCGGUACCCCCUUGCAUUCAGGAGCUGGACAGCGGGCUGGUGCAGGUGGCAAUAGAGGUGGAGGACCGGGCUCAACGCUCUGCUGUUCUUCGCAUUAACGCAGAUGAUGUGCGAGUGGCGGUGACAGCAGCGGCACACAGGGGCAACGAGGCGAGUGCAGAGUUGAUGGAGUUCCUAGCUAAGACGCUCGGGCUGCGCUUGGUGCAGCUGAGACUGCAGCGGGGGUGGUCAUCUAAGUCCAAGAUGCUCAUGGUUGAAGACCUAACAGCUAGACAGGUUCUAUCUGCAGAACAUAGUGACUCGAUGGAUCGGCGGGGUUUACGAGCAGCCAUUUUCAUAGCAGCCGCUGUUUCGUUGUUAACUUCUGUCUCGGCAAGCGCUGGCGAUACGGAUCCGACAUUCCAGACGUGCCUGGUUGACUGCCAGAAAACAGGAUGCGUGGCCGACCACUGCAUUCCGGGCUGCCCGCCUGCAGCUAAUUCUGACGGAUUGGUGACGGCUCCGUUAGAGCUCCGUCUGCUGCGGUGGGACUGCGAGAACGAGUGCAAGUACCAGUGCAUGCGCGAUAUUCAAAUGCCCGGGGUGCCUCAAGUUCAGUACUACGGCAAAUGGCCCUUCAUCCGCGUUUUUGGCUUCCAGGAAAUCGCGUCCUCCGCCUUCUCCAUCCUCAACUUCCUCGCCACGCUCUAUGGCCUCUACUCCUUCCUGUGCCUCGUGUAUGUGAAGCUGCCCCGCAAGCCAAUGGGCAACAAGGGCCCGCUAUACGAGUACUCCACGCUCAUGGCCAUCUACGGGCUCUUCGCCCUCAACUCCUGGCUCUGGAGCGCCAUCUUCCACGCUAGGGACGUCUGGGCGACACAAUCUGGAGAUUACACAUCAGCCAUUGCCCUUAUCGGCAUGUCACUGCUCGUCUGCAUCAUCCGCAUCAGCAGCCUGAGGGAGGAGGCCACACGGGUCAUGGUGGCAGCGCCUGUGAUUGCGUUCACCACCACUCACAUAUUCUACAUGAACUUCUACACCUUUGACUUUGAUUGGAACAUGGUAGUGUGCACUGCCAUGGGGGUCACACAGCUGCUCCUCUGGACCAUCUGGGCCAUAGCCAGCCGGCACCCGUCUGCCUGGAAGGUUCUCUUUGUUUCGGGCGGCACAGCCUUUUCCUUGCUGCUCGAGCUCUACGAUUUCCCACCGAUUCUGGGCCUGUUUGACGCGCACUCGCUGUGGCAUGCGGCCACUGUGCCGUUCACGCUCGUGUGGUGGAGCUUCCUGUGUGACGAUGCAAACUAUCGCACGCAGAUUCUGCUCGCGACGAAGAGGGCGGGGGGAGAAUCGAAGAAGGUGAAAUAG